AUGAGCGACACCUUCGCGCCGCCCACGCCCGGGCGCGCGUACGAGAGCAGCAUCCACGCCGCCGCGCACGACGCGGCCGUGGCGGCGGCCGCGGGCCUGCAUGCGGCGCCCGCCGCUGCGCCCGCUAGUGAGCCGACGCCGACGCCGACGCCGACGCACUCCGAGCCCUCGCCGGCGUCUGCUGCCGCACCCGCACCCGCACCCGCACCCGUGGCGCCUCCUCCGCAGCAGCCGCAGCAGCCGCAGCAGCAGCCGCCGCUCGACGAGGCACGCCUGCCCAAGGGCGUCGCGCUGGCGCCGGGCGGCAAGGUGCGCCUGACGGACUAUGCGGCCAUUGCCAACGCGCCUCUGCCCGCCGAGGGCAACGGCAGCUUCUCCAACUACCACCUCUGCGCCCUCGUGCUGCUGACGCCCGCCGUGCUGCUGCGCUUCGUGCCCUUCGUCAAGGUGGCGAGCAUGAGCUGGCUCGUGUACUUUGUCUUCGUCGCCCUCUUUGGCGUGCCCGUCACCGUGGCGUACUGGACGGUGAUGAGUGCCAUUGGGCCGCGCAUCAACGACAAGGUCGAGCUUCCGGGGCGCCCGAUUGAGUACUACCUCCAGAUCAACGACGCCUCGCUGCGGGCAAAGUACAAUGGCCACAAGAAGAUUCCCAUGCAAGUCUUCCACGACGCCUACUUUGAGGGCCAGAUCGACCUGGCCGCGGGGCGCGACAUGCUCGAGGUGCUCGAGUAUCGCCUCGACUGGGCCAGCAUGGCCUUUACGCCCGAGCUCUUCAAGUUUGUUUUCUCCGUCCUCAUUCCCGAUGUCAUUCGCCACACGGAGAAGCAGGACAUGGAGCAGGUGCGCGACCACUACGACCGGGGCGAUGACUUCUACGGCUGGUUCCUCGGGCCGCAGAUGAUCUACACGUCGGGCAUGAUUUCCGACAUCCACAAGAAGGAGACGCUCGAGGAGCUGCAGGACAACAAGCUGUCGGUCGUGUGUUCGAAGCUGCAGCUCAAGGCGUCGGACAAGCUGCUGGACAUUGGCUGUGGCUGGGGCACUCUGACUGCGUUUGCGGCAAAGAACUUUGGCUGCGACGCUACGGGCGUCACACUGGCGCGCAACCAGACCAAGUUUGGCAACGAGCGCAUUGCACGCGCCGGAGUGUCGCCCGACAAGGCACGCAUUCUCUGCAUGGACUACCGCGACAUUCCCGUCGAGGCGGGCCACUACGACAAGAUUGUCUCUCUCGAGAUGGCCGAACACGUAGGCAUCCGACACUACGCCAAGUUUCUGCGCGACAUCUACACGCGUCUCGACGACGACGGCACGUUUCUGCUGCAGGUGGCCGGCUUGAGGCCCAAGUGGCAGUACUGGGACCUCGUGUGGGGCCUCUUCAUGAACAAGUACAUCUUCCGCGGCGCAGAUGCAAGCUGCAGCAUUGGCUGGGUCAUCAACCAGCUCGAGGCCGCCGGCUUCGAGGUGCGCAGCGCAGACGUCCUCGGCGUGCACUACUCGGCCACCAUCCAUCGCUGGCUGGAGAACUGGCAGGGCAACAAGGAGAAAAUCGUGCCCAAAUACGGCGAGAAGCUGUACCGCAUCUGGGACUUCUUCCUCGCCUCGUCGACGAUCAUUGCGCGCGAGGGAGGCAGCUCGGUGUUCCAAAUCGUGACGCAAAAGUGA
This is a messenger RNA of Tilletiopsis washingtonensis, 1665 nucleotides long. RefSeq names its product S-adenosyl-L-methionine-dependent methyltransferase. NCBI's taxonomy places the organism in Eukaryota, Fungi, Basidiomycota, Exobasidiomycetes, Entylomatales. The transcript is spliced from 5 exons. Bases 1 to 1665 code for a protein of 554 amino acids. Gene Ontology annotation, biological process: cellular response to biotic stimulus. The record is from RefSeq and is a predicted model, not a curated record.